Vicugna pacos (alpaca) is the source of this 3051-nucleotide messenger RNA. It is a transcript of the gene IL22RA1, whose product is annotated as interleukin 22 receptor subunit alpha 1. Gene Ontology annotation, molecular function: cytokine receptor activity; protein binding. NCBI's taxonomy places the organism in Eukaryota, Metazoa, Chordata, Mammalia, Artiodactyla, Camelidae. Gene Ontology annotation, cellular component: plasma membrane. Gene Ontology annotation, biological process: cytokine-mediated signaling pathway. The record is from RefSeq and is a predicted model, not a curated record.
UGAGUCAGCCACCAGACCAGAUAAACAAGCCGGCCUGUCACCGCUGCUGCUUUCUGCAACUAAGAAGGGAACUCCCUUGGAUCCUGCCCAGGACCUGGAAUUCCGAAGCACACCGGCCAGGCACCUUUGUACCCAGCUCCCCACUGCUCGGGUCCCACCUUCCCCUCCUUUCCCCGCCCCGUGCCUGGGUGGAGCCAGCUGCCAAGGCGCCAAAGCUUCCCAGUCCUCCCUCUGUGCUCAGCCCAGACUGGAGGCCAAAAGAGGGCUCUGUGCCCAGCCCCGAUGAGGACCCUACUGACCAUCCUGGCUGCGGGAUCCCUGGUCGCUCACAACACUGAGGACACCUCGAAUCUCCUUCAGCACGUGAAAUUCCAGUCCAGCAACUUUGAGAACAUCCUGACGUGGGACAGCAGGCUGGAGAGCUCCCCAGACACCGUCUACAGUGUCCAGUAUAAGACCUACGGAGAGGGAGAGUGGCUGGCGAAGGAGGGCUGCCAACGGAUCACCAGGAAAUCCUGCAACCUGACCAUGGAGACAGGCAACCUCACGGAGUUCUACUACGCCCAGGUCACGGCCAUCGACAGGGAAGGCCAGUCAGCCACCAAGAUGACCGACCGGUUCAACUCACUGCAGCACACUAUCAUCAAACCACCGGAUGUGACCUGUAUCCCCAAGGUGAGAUCCAUCCAGAUGAUUGUCCAUCCCACCUACACGCCCAUCCAUGCAAAGAAUGGCCACCGGCUAACCCUGGAGGACAUCUUCCAGGACCUCUUCUACCGCUUAGAGCUGCACAUCAACCACACCUACCAAAUGCACCUCGGAGGGAAGCAGAGAGAAUUUGAGUUCUUUGGCCUGACCCCUGACACGGAGUUCCUUGGGACCAUUAUGAUUUUGGUUCCAACCUGGUCCAAGGAGAGCGCCCCCUACAAGUGCCGAGUGAAGACACUGCCAGAUCGGACGUGGACCUACUCCUUCUCCGGCGCCUUCCUGUUCUCCAUGGGCUUCCUGGUCGCUGGGCUCUGCUACCUGAGCUACAGAUACGUCACCAAGCCGCCACCACCUCCCAGCUCUCUGGAUGUCCAGCGUGUACUCACCUUCCAGCCUCUGCGGUUUAUCCAGGAGCACGUCCUGAUCCCCGUCUUUGACCUCGGCGGCCCCAGCAGUCUGGCCCAGCCUGUCCGGUACUCCCAAGUCAAGGUCUCCGGGCCCAGGGAGUCCCCAGGAGCCCCACCACAGCCCAGCCUAUCUGAGAUCGCCUACCUCGGGCAGCUGGACCUCUCCAGCCUCCAGCCCGCCAGAGGGCAAGCUCAUCAGACUGUCCCCCCACUGUCCUAUGCCCCACAGGCAGCCUCUGAGGGCAAGCCCCCAUGCUACGCACCUCAGGUAUCCUCUGAAGUUCAGCCCCCGCUCUACACUCCACAGGCCAUUUCUGAGGUCCAGCCUCCUUCCUACACCCCUCAGGGUGCUCCAGACAGUUGGCCCACUUCCUACGGGAUAUGCCUGCAAGGCUCUGGCAGCGACUCCCCACCUGUGACAUUCUCCAGUCCCAAACAGCUCAGAACCAAAGGUCAGCCCCAGAAAGAGGCACUAGCUGGAAGCUGCAUCUCCGGUGGCCUUUCUCUGCAGCAGGUAACCUCCUUGGCUCUGGAGGACCCUGAAGAAGCAAAACCCUUCCACCAGCAUCUGGGGGCUCACACGGACAGAGUACCCGACUCUAACGUCAUACACAGAGGGGAGCCAGGGACACCCAGGUACCUAAAGGGCCAGCUACCCCUCCUCUCCUCUGUCCAGAUCGAGGGCCACCCCGUGUCCCUCCCAUUGCACACUCCUUCCCCACCAUGUUCCCCUACUAAUGAGAGUCCAAGGCCCUGGGGCCUGCUGGAGUCCCUUGUGUGUCCCAGUGAUGAGGGUCCAGUGUCGGAGACUGAGGUCAAGAGCCCAGGCCCUCAGGCCCCAGACCUGGAGCCGCCCACGGAGCUGGACUCUCUUUUCAGAGGCCUGGCCCUGACUGUGCAGUGGGAGUCCUGAACGGAGAACUGGGCAGGCCUGGGGCUUCCUGUUGCCGCCACCUGCCUCCAUCCUCAGCCACCCCUCCCACACUCUGCUGCCCAUCCCCAGGCAUGUGCCCUUGAGGAACCAGCAGAAGGAGGACCCUGGGGCACUGCUGUGGCCAAGCUCCCACGGUAGCAAAAGGGCAUGAGAAGAACGCCAGCCAGAGGGGAUACUGAAGUGUAUCUUGUGCACAUGAGUUUGUGCAAAUAAGCAUGUGCACACCAAGCCCUGCAGGGCAGGACGGGACAGUCAGAGGGCAGGAGUUAAUGCAGGGAGACUUCCCAGGGAUCCAGGGCCCCAGCUUCUACUACGCUGGACACAGAGCUCUCCAGGGGCCCACCUAUCUGCACUCCAUUCCUGGCUAGUUUCAUCAUCUAAUUCAGCAGAAUGAAGUCUCUGCCUCCUCGGUGAUUCCCCAAAGAGGAAGAAAGGAGCCUGGAAAAGGAUGCCUCAUAGCAGAUGGGGCAGAACCAGAACAACCUGCAUGUCUGCCAAGUCCAGGGGCAGCAGAAUGGCAAGACUGCAGGGUGGGUUGCAGCCUGUGGCUCAUCCCAACCCAGGCUACUGCCUAACAUGGCACCAUGUCAGCUUCAUUCCCUGGCUGAGGCUUUACCCCACAUAAAGCGCAGGUCCACCAGGGAGGGAGAACACAUGACCCUUUUCUGUUGGCAGGAGUUUCAGGCUCUAUCCUGGGAGCAGGGUUUGAAAGAAAUACGGGGCCAUGUGGUGCCUGAAGGAGACACAAUUAUAAACUGUACUUACUUCACAGCUUUGGAAGCUCAGCCCUGGGUUCAGCCCAUAUGGGUUGAAAUUCCAAUCUUACUACUUACCAGCUGUGUGACUUCAAGCAGAUGAAUCCCUGCUAAAAACCUCAGUUUCCUCAUCUGUGUAGUGGGGACAACACCUACCUCACGGAUGGUGAGGAUGAAAUUAAAUCAUGUCUAUAAAGUAUUUAAUAGUGCUGGCACCUGGGCAGAGCCCAAUAAACAGUAGCUAUUU